This is a messenger RNA of Neocloeon triangulifer, 2912 nucleotides long. RefSeq names its product nonsense-mediated mRNA decay factor SMG7-like. Gene Ontology annotation, biological process: nuclear-transcribed mRNA catabolic process, nonsense-mediated decay. Bases 168 to 2411 code for a protein of 747 amino acids. The transcript has 15 exons. Gene Ontology annotation, molecular function: telomeric repeat DNA binding; telomerase RNA binding; protein binding. Gene Ontology annotation, cellular component: telomerase holoenzyme complex. The record is from RefSeq and is a predicted model, not a curated record. Lineage: Eukaryota; Metazoa; Arthropoda; Insecta; Ephemeroptera; Baetidae.
ACCUCUUGCGUUGCAUUCGCGCUGUCUGCGCCAAUCUGCGGAGUGCGGAAAAAGAAAACAGGAUCAACACCAGCUGGGGGACAUGAAAUCUUUGAUAAGACGCUGAUUUUGGAUGUGGCCCGAUUUUAUGCAACUUCGCAUGAAAAGAGGCAAUCUCUCAAACAUUGAUGGUACUUGAGGCUGUCAACCAUGCACUGAAGCGUGCAGAGCAGCUAAAAAAGCAGUUGCAGGAUGUCGGAGACUUGCUGGUGGAUGGUACAGUGUGGGAUGCUCAGCAAAAAAUUGCUGAGCUGUAUCAGCAAGUUCUACUACUGGACCUGGAGUUUGCGUUAGACCAGAAAGCUGAGCAAGACCUGUGGAAUUAUGGCCAUAAGAAUUUCAUAUCAUCGCUGCAAGCUCAGGCAAAAAACAAAGAUAAUCCAAAACGGAGUGAAGCCCAGAGCAUGCUUAAUUGGUUCCUGGACUCGGCCAGCGGAUUUUACUUGUCCAUGCUAGGAGAAAUUUGUUCACAGUUCAACCUAGACCUUCCAUUCAGAAGGAAAGAUUCAACAUUUGGAUUGUCGUGGCCGGAAAAGAAAUAUCCUCCUGUCGAGCCACAGAAAAGCUCUUGCCUUUACUUUUGCCAACACUGCCUUGUCCACCUUGGCGACAUUGCCAGAUACCGUGUCCACCUGAAGCAGGCAGAGACUUACUACAAGCAUGCAGUGACGCUUUCACCAACAAGUGGCCAACCCUACAACCAACUAGCCCUUCUGGCUGCCAGCAAAGGUGAUCAGCUUUGCACAGUUUUCCACUACGUACGCUCAGUUGCUGUUCGACACCCAUUUACUGCAGCUGGGAUAAAUCUUGACAAGACACUUUUGCGCUGCUCUACAGCAAGAGUUCAUGUGGAGGGAAAGCAUUGCUUGACUGGACCUGAAUUUGUCAUGCUUUUCCUAAAGUUCCACGGCUUGUUGAAGUGUCACGGAAAUAUUGACCAGGCCAAGCCACUAGUGUCAACCUUGGGACAAACUUUAACAGCACUGGUUGCCACUCAGAACUUCAGUGGUUGGAAACUGGUUCAAAUGCUUCUUAUCAACAUCCAUAUGCAUCAAGAGGCCCAUGAGCAGCAAAAAGAGGUUAUUCUGGACCUUGUUGUCACAUUUCUAUGUGCUUGUUUGUUGCCUGUGUACACUUUGACCAAAGAAGACUCGUUGCUUGGCUACGUAGCUUUACCAUCUGUUAAGUUGACACUGGAGUGGAUUGCUUUGAAUCCGUUGCUUUUGAAUAGCCAGGGUUUGGUCGAGAAGAAGCAGAUUUGGCCCAGUCUGUGCAACCUGCUGAACAGCAUUGUCAAAAUAAAGGAUGGAGAGGAGAAAAGCGUUGCAGUAAGCAAUGACCCUGAUCUACCUCUUCCUGAAGACAGAGAUGUCCAAGGAUUUCUACCACUGCAACCUUUCUUGUCAUCUUUGAAAUUUAACAGUGUCUCGGGCGAAGAAAUCAACUUCAACAUAAUCAGGGCAGUGCGUUUGUUGAAACUUGGAAAGGCUUUGGCCAAUACCAGCACGGGAGAAAAUUUCUUGGCACUUGACGACACCGGAACUUUUAUCGCUUUUGGACAACCUCAGCUGGAGCCCUCUGACAUAAUUAAAAAACUAGAAGAGCUUAAUGUUGCUCAGGAAGCUCAGCCAGACGCCCUAUCAAUGAAUCAUGGAUCCUCGGCUACCUCUCCUGUUCCCUCGGACGGCAGCUCUUGGGAAACUGGGAAAUCUACACCUGAUAGCUCAGGAGGCAGUGGAAGUAUUCAUGGUAUCAUUGACAUGCCAAGUGUAAAGCCGGAGGAGGAUUUGUGGCGUCCACGUUUGCUGGAGAAGGAGAACAUCGAGGAGCACAGACGCCCAUUGCCUGGCCGAAUGAACCAGAACGUGGCCUUGCAGGCCAUUUUCAGGGUGAAGGAACAGGAGAAGCAGCCACUGACCAACGGCAAUGGUCAUUAUGAUGGGUGGAAAUCACCCAUCGGCUUCAACUCCCCCGAGAACAACUCGCUCUUCGGAAACGGAAUGGACAGUGGACCUUGUUUUCAGCAGAACGCUCAGGAAUUUAACAUGUGGGAUCCAAAGCCGGUAGAGCAGUCCAUCUGGGGAAAUACACCAACAAAGAGCUUUUCUUCUCCUGGUUUGCAAAAUGAAUUUGGACAUCAACAAGUCUGCAAAGAGGUCCCACAAGAGAUUGGAGGAUACUCUUUGUUCAGCUCGACUCCUGCCUGGUGCAUCACCAGUGGUCAGAAGAAUCAAUCUGCUGCGGCGCAAAUGAACUGGAAGGCACCAGAACCUGUCCUUCAUCAGCCUCCAUUGCAGUCGCUGUGGCCUGGAUCUUCAGCACUGGAACGACUCUUAGAGCAACAGAAGCAGCAGCGGGAGGGCGGAACUUGAACUCCAAACGCAUUGGAAAGAAGAUGGGAUCCAAUUUCGUUUUGAUCGCUGCUGCAGACCUUACCUCCACCCAGGAUUAACUAAAUGCCUCGCCGGAGACAACAGAAAGCCUGAUGGGAGGAAAAAAAAAGAAGCGCAUGGGUAGUCUAUCUGUCAAUCUACCUUCUCAAGCAUUAACAUCCCUGGUUGCACGACCCAAAAAAAUCUCGGCUUCUCUUAAAUAACAAUGGCUCACAGAAGUCGAAUUAAAUGCAACUUAGCUUAUAUUUUAGACACAAAUAGUAACAUGACACGAGGAGUUUGUGUAAAAUGUAAGCAAAAUGUUUAUUUUAAGCCUCGUUUUGGUAGAAUAAUUAGCUUACUCGCAAUUCUUGACCUUUGAACAUCCAAGUAGGCUUUUCAAAUUAUUGCUGAAACAAAAUAUGAAGAGCUAACUGUUCGACAAAUUCUUUCUUGUUUAGCACGCCAUACUCUUGUAGCAAAUAAAACCUUUUAAUCCAA